AUGGAGGCAGGCGGAUCGUCAUCCCCUGGCCGUCAACAUGUACCUCUUGACCCAAAGCCAAUCCUUAAACCAUCAGCGCCUGUGAAGAUGGUGAAGGCCCCCUUUGUGAAUGCGAUGCUGUUCAACGUGUUCCUGGAGCAACAGUUGAAGGAACCCUCAAUGGGAGACAAGGGCAAGGCGCUUUGCGAGAUCAUGAAAACAGAAUAUACAAAGAUCAAAAGUCAGAUGCCUAACGACCUGGCUAACAAUCUGGCCUUCGAUCUCAGUGUGUUCGUCGGAGAGUCUGUGAUGACCGACUACGAUGAUCCCGGCCAUAAUUCAGUUUUCCAAGAGGUCGCUGCGAAGACCAAGAUACGCAAGAACUCCAAAGCGCUCCUCGCGGUCACCUUCCCUCAGAGGUUCUUCCUGGCAGUUACACUGGGAGCCAACAACCCUUCGCUUGCGCCAGCCAAGGAGUUUAUGGAAACUCACUGGGUUCUCUCUGCCGGAACAAGCNNCAACUUAGACAUCAAUACCAUGGAAACUCACUGGGGAUGUGAGUUUUCGUCCAGGGACAUCGACUUCAACUCCCUCCCGGCGGAAAGAUAUGACGAGCUUUUCACGGAUAUCAACAUCGGAGUCGGGAACGCUGAAUGCCCUCUGGAGAAGGUCCUCUCCGCGGACAGCCUUGCGGGAGCAAACGACGAAGAGGGAGUUGACUAA
Molecule: messenger RNA, 702 nt
Organism: Fusarium tjaetaba
Lineage: Eukaryota; Fungi; Ascomycota; Sordariomycetes; Hypocreales; Nectriaceae
Exons: 2
Coding region: 1-702 (233 amino acids)
Source: RefSeq, a predicted model, not a curated record